Desarmillaria tabescens is the source of this 1221-nucleotide messenger RNA. RefSeq lists its product as uncharacterized. The coding region runs from base 1 to 1221 and encodes 406 amino acids. The transcript has 7 exons. Lineage: Eukaryota; Fungi; Basidiomycota; Agaricomycetes; Agaricales; Physalacriaceae. The record is from RefSeq and is a predicted model, not a curated record.
AUGGACUUGUUUCCAGUACCCCCAACUGUGGUGCCACUACCUCUGACCAUGACAAAAUAUGUUUUCCCCUGCAUGGAUGGCCCUGAUAUGCUCGAUGAGAAUGGCAAUUUCAAAACCGAGGAAAUUGACUUAUCUCUGAUGCACUUGAAUGUAUGGUUUGUUGAUCUUUGCAGGCAUUACAGGCUCUCACAAUCUGGUAACAAAACAUUGCGGCAAGAAUGGCUUGUGGAGUUCAGUGAAGCCGGGAAGGAAAACCUGCUUACUCCAGGGCAUAUCUCUCAUAAGGAUGUGAGGAGUGGUGGCAUCAUCAAGAAGAGAAAAUUGAUGCAACGGGCACACCGCAUCCAUGAAGCAAGCAUGUCAACAAGCACAUCUCAGGGAGUGCCCUUUCCUGUGGAAAGAUCUAAGGAUAUGUGCAGCCAGAUGAAGGUGGACAAACUCAUACCAUGGGCUGAGGAUUUUAUGGUCCUGAUAGCGGAAGAGGAAAAGUCCUAUCAUACAUAUCUUUGCUUUCACUGUCAAUUCCAUCUAACAACCUUCUCCAAGGUACAGGAUCCUUUCGAGAAUACAGGUUUCACCCAGCAUGUCAUCUCUAUUGUCAUGGAGCAACUGGCUGCUUGUCAAAAUUCCUCUGCUGAUGCCUUGUCCUUGUCCUCCACUUUGUCCAAUAUUUCCUGUCCUCCCAUGGAUUUUGACACAAUGCCAAGGCUCACUGAAGAUUCUACUGAGACCUUUUCUGGUGAAGCACCUUUACCCUUUGUAUUGCCUUCUCUGCCACCUCAGACAAUGCCAGCAUCUACAUCUGAACUUGAUGGGGAUGCAUCCAUAUUAUCUGAUGAUCAUGCUGGCAGCCAAAUUCAAUGCUCGUUAGUCUUCGCUGAUGGUGAGAUGUUAAUUGUUCGCCAAGGUGAUGUCCCCCCGAUGAAGCCUUUCCAUUAUGCCUCAGAUAUCCCAAAUCUCAUUCGAAGCUGGGAUGAUCAUAGUCCAGACUGGGCCCCACCUCCCAAUCAUCCAAUCAUCAUUAACGGUUGCUCGAUUCCAAUCAAAUACUGGAAGGAUCUCUACAAGUACAACAAGCAAACUGGGAGUGAAUGGCAGAAGCUGAAGAAUGUUUGGAGUAAAUGGAGGUAUUUCAUUGAAGCGUACAAUGCCAGUGGCACACCCGAAGCCUUUUGGAUGAAGAUCUCUGACUCUCGAGGACAAAAGUUGCCAUUUUCUUGA